AUGGUUCUGAUUCAGAAUCGGGAACUGCUGCUGACCAAGAGCCGCAUCAAUCAAAAUCAAAAGUCUAUAGUUUCUGUGACACUGACAGUUUUGGUUGGUUGGUUUUCCGUUAAAUGCCUUAAUUAUGUACCAGAAAUUAUAAAAAACGUGACCUGUCAUCUAAAUCAAAUAUCUAAAACCACAAGUGCUUUAUACAUAGAGUUCUCCUUGGAUCAAGAUGUUAGGGAUGUUGAAGGAAUAUACGUUUUGACGAUGAAAAGAGGAUCAUACUUGACAAACUUUACUACGCUGAAAUUAGACUAUUGCCAGAUGUUGUCAAGUGUGGAAUCACAGUUUUUACUAAAUAUGGUUACCACUCAAAUCCGACGAAUUGGCAAUUUACCCCUGGAAUGCCCUUUUAAAAUGAAUAAGCGAUAUUAUGUAAAUGGAUUAACAAUCAAUUCAAAAUUUAUAACCAGCUAUUUACCAGAAGUGAACUUUAUUUCGGACACCCAUAUAAAUCUUAGGGAUCGCAAAGCAUGUCGCAUAAUAAUACGAGGCAGAUUCAAUCGGAUAUUAAACCUUAUAAAG
Molecule: messenger RNA, 570 nt
Organism: Drosophila subpulchrella
Lineage: Eukaryota; Metazoa; Arthropoda; Insecta; Diptera; Drosophilidae
Source: RefSeq, a predicted model, not a curated record